Molecule: messenger RNA, 2275 nt
Organism: Hymenoscyphus albidus
Lineage: Eukaryota; Fungi; Ascomycota; Leotiomycetes; Helotiales; Helotiaceae
Source: the annotation of a GenBank genome assembly
AUGUAUGCGACCAUUGAACCUCGUCUGAUCGCUCGAUUCAACAACGACGAAACAGCUCAGCGCUUCGAUGACUCCCCCUCGACCUCUCUCGAACUUCCCCCUUUGCAAGACCCCAAUAUCCUGAAAGCGAACGGGCGUCCUUUGCUACUAGAGCCCGAUGCAAGUACUCUCAAUGGCAACGGUAAGCCAGCUUCAAAUUCAGGCUCCAGCGCUCAGCGAAACUCGUCCUUGACAAACCUCAUCGACGAUGGAGAAAAUGCACAUAGUGAGGGUGGUCAGGGGAGCCAGAAGACUGAGAGACGCACAACAGACCGGGCGCUGGGAAUCUCGUCACCGCAGUCCUUGCGCAAGAUACUGGGCGAGGAUGUUAGUGUCUCCACUGGAGUUAUAUCCAAAAAACGCUCUCUGGGUGAUAACAAGGACGAUUUUGUCCAACUGCCCCAGCCCCCAAAGAAGCAAAAGGCUGUUCAGCAGGUUCCACCAAUUAUCAUUGGAUUAUUUCAACCUCCGCCACAAGCUGCUCUCUUUCCGCCCAUCGCCUCUAGUUCUUUUCAUGACAGACAUGGCCGAAAUACCCUGAAUACUACCAAUGACCUUCCGAAUGUGAAAGAGGUGGAAGAAGCCCCCAAAAAUGUUCCUCUACAAGAUCCAGAAGAAAAGAUCGAAGGGGGCCAGGAAAACAAGGGGAAAAAGGUUGUUCGUACAAGAAAAAAAUGGACCGAGGAAGAAACAAGUGCCUUACUUUUAGGUGUCAACAAGCAUGGAAUUGGGUGUUGGACUGAUAUUCUCGAAGACGCGAGCUUUCCAUUCAACAACCGAUCUGCAGCCGAUUUGAAGGAUCGAUUCAGGACCUGCUGUCCAGCUGAGCUACGUGGGGAUAAGCCCUUAACCAAAUUUCAAGGUGACAAGGGCAAAGGUAGUGCUCCUGUAAAAUCCAAAACCGGUCUUUUAUCGGAAAACAUCCUCAUAAAUGAAGAAGAUUUGGUAUCCAGCGUCCCUUCUGGAGAUAAUUCCAAAUCCAAGAAGUCACGAACCCAUAGAAAGAAAGUAGAAGAUCUUGUUCAAUUGGGUAUCGAGGGGCCCUUUCGUAAAUCUCACCGACGAGAGAGGACUAAGUUUUCUGAGGAAGACGACCGUGAGAUCCUGCAAGGCUAUCAAAUUCAUGGCCCAGCGUGGUCACGGAUACAGAGAGAUCCUCAAUUUCAUUUGCAAAAUCGGAAACCAACUGACCUACGAGACCGCUUCAGGAAUAAGUAUCCUGAGAAAUUCAAAUCUGAAGAAAAGGGUGACCCUGGAAAGAUUUCUGGGAAGAAACCAAGUUUGGGCGCGGAAAUUGGAACGACAGUUGAUGGUCACGCAUCAUUACCGUUACCCGAUCGAAAGGGCAAGGAUAUUUCAGACCCCAAAUCAUCAUCUGUCGGUGUAUCUCAAGUGCAGCAACCGUCCUUCCUCUCAAGCAAGAUGAUGCCAGAAUUGAGAGACCUUGACUCACUUGUGGGAAACUUUGGUUCUAAAACCCAACCCUCUUCAUCAAAUCCUUCCUCAAAUCGCGAAGGUUCCUGAGAAAUUCAAAUCUGAAGAAAAGGGUGACCCUGGAAAGAUUUCUGGGAAGAAACCAAGUUUGGGCGCGGAAAUUGGAACGACAGUUGAUGGUCACGCAUCAUUACCGUUACCCGAUCGAAAGGGCAAGGAUAUUUCAGACCCCAAAUCAUCAUCUGUCGGUGUAUCUCAAGUGCAGCAACCGUCCUUCCUCUCAAGCAAGAUGAUGCCAGAAUUGAGAGACCUUGACUCACUUGUGGGAAACUUUGGUUCUAAAACCCAACCCUCUUCAUCAAAUCCUUCCUCAAAUCGCGAAGGUUUGCGAAUUGAAGAAAUCCUUUCAUCAGAUCGAGGCGGUUCCAAAAGUAUAUCUUUUCAACCCCAGACCUCUUUAUUUGGAUUUAAAGAUAAUUUUACUCCUUUCAUUGAGGCGCCUAUUACCGAAACGACGGAAACAAACGAUAACUUACCCUUCACUCAGUCUUUCGAUUGGGGUGGAUCCAUGGCAGCUCCCUUUCCUGGAAGCAUGGGAGAGAUGGAUAUUUCCCGAAUUCUACUUGACGAAGAUUGGAUCAACAAUUCCUCCCUGUCAAAUACCAAGGAAAAGUCCAGUGUCACGGAUCUAAAUCAUAUCAUCUCUUCCCAAGGCGACCCUCCUAGCGGCUCAUCAUAUUUCAAUUUGAUUUGUGAUCCAGAGGAGCAGAUAGUGGAUUUGCAGGAUUCUACUUUCGCCUAA